Molecule: messenger RNA, 363 nt
Organism: Theobroma umbraticum
Lineage: Eukaryota; Viridiplantae; Streptophyta; Magnoliopsida; Malvales; Malvaceae
Source: RefSeq, a predicted model, not a curated record
AUGGACGGGCUGGGCUUAAAAUUUAAGCCCGUAUUAAAACCGGCUAAACGGUUAGCCCGUUUAGGCCCGAGGCUGAUCCGGGUUGGUACGGGCCACCCCGGCGGCCGCAGGGGGAAUGGGACUCGUGGGAGCCGAGGGGGGCGGGCAGCGCCGCAGGGGGAACCGGGACUCGUGGGAGCCGGAGGGGGGCGGGUAGGGCCGCAGGGGGGAACCGGGACUCGUGGGAGCCGGAGGAGGGCGACAGGGCCGCAGGGGGGAACCGGGCGUGGGAGCCGGAGGAGGGGCGGCAGGGCCGCAGGGGGAACCGGGACUCGGCCGUGGGAGCCGGAGGGGGCGGGCAGGGCCGCAGGGCGAAAGGCGUAG